AUGGCUGUGAGCUUGCCCUACAAGAUGGAUAAGAAGACGGGGUAUAUCGAUUAUGAUAGACUGGAGGUGAGGGCCAUGAAUUUCAGGCCCAAGAUGAUCAUUUGUGGAGCACGUGCUUAUCUAAGGAAUUGGGACUACAAAAGAUUCAGGGAUAUUGCUGACAAGUAUAGAGCUCUAUUGCUUUGUGACAUGGCUCAUAUCAGUGGCCUUGUUGCUGCUCAGGAAACAACAAAUCCUUGUGGGUACUGUGACUGGGUCACAACUACAACACACAAGAGUCUAAGAGGUCCUAGAGCCGACAUGAUCUUCUACAGAGAGGGUCCCAAGCCGGCCAAAAAGGGCUAA
Molecule: messenger RNA, 345 nt
Organism: Striga asiatica
Lineage: Eukaryota; Viridiplantae; Streptophyta; Magnoliopsida; Lamiales; Orobanchaceae
Source: the annotation of a GenBank genome assembly